AUGGCUGCCCCGGCCCCUCCUUCCGGCGGCCUCUCCGCCGCGCAGCUCGCCCAGUUCCACGCCGACGGCUACCUCAUCAUCCCGCGCGCCCUCUCCCCCUCCACCGUAUCCGCCCUCCUCGCCGAGACGCACAAGCUCCUCGCCGAGUUCCCCAUCGAGACGCACCCCCUCACGCGCUUCACCACCGGCGACUCAUCCUCCUCCUCCUCCUCCGCCGCCGCGCACGUCGGCGACGACUACUUCCUCUCCUCCGGCGACAAGGUCCGCUUCUUCUUCGAGGAGGACGCCUUUGACGCCUCUGGCACCCUCAUAAAACCCAAGGAGAAGGCGAUCAACAAGAUCGGGCACUACCUGCACGCGCUCAGCCCGCCCUUCGCCGCCCUGCUUGAUGACGGUCACCCCGCGGCGGUGGCGCGCAGCCUCGGCUUCCAGGACCCGCGCUGCCUGCAGAGCAUGGUCAUCUGCAAGCAGCCCGAGAUUGGCGGCGCGGUGCCGCCGCACCAGGACUCGACCUUUCUGUACACGCGCAGCCCCUCCGCGGUCGGCUUCUGGUACGCGCUCGAGGACGCGACGCUGGAGAACGGCUGCCUGAGCUUCCUGCCCGGCUCCCACCGGUGGGCCCCCGUCUCGCACCGCCUCGUACGGAGGCCAGGCGGCUCCGGCACGGACAUGGUGGAAAAUGACGGGCCCCGGUUUCCUGAGGAGGGACAGGGGUAUGAUGAGGGGAAGGCGCCGGAGGGGGGUCCGAGGGAGGACAUGUAUGUGCCGGGUGAGGUGCGCGCGGGCGACCUGGUGCUGAUCCACGGCAACUUGCUGCACAAGAGCGAGCGCAACACGAGCAGCAAGGGCAGGAUCAUCUACACGUUUCACGUGAUUGAGGCGCAGGGCACGGAGUACGACGAGAGAAACUGGCUGCAGCCGCCGAAGGAGGGCUUCACCAAGCUGUACAAGUAA
Messenger RNA from Cordyceps fumosorosea ARSEF 2679, 954 nucleotides. RefSeq names its product phytanoyl-CoA dioxygenase family protein. The transcript has a single exon. Bases 1 to 954 code for a protein of 317 amino acids. Lineage: Eukaryota; Fungi; Ascomycota; Sordariomycetes; Hypocreales; Cordycipitaceae. The record is from RefSeq and is a predicted model, not a curated record.